AUGGCAUCACAAACAUAUAGCUCGUCAACUCGAGCUGGCGUUAAACCGCCAAACCAGGCCGCUGCAUCCCCUAAUUUCGCCGACCCGAACUUCGACCCAGCCGACUUCCUCAAUGACACUCUAUCGCCGCUGACUGUGGCAUCCUCACAACCAAAUGCCUCGCGGUCACCGGGCUCUGUACCCCUGGCAGAGCUGUCCACGCAGGUCCAGUCACUUCUCUCCCAAAUUAGCGCCCAAAACAUCCGUCUCUCGAGCACAUUAUCCCAACUCACCGACGAAAUCCUCCGAAGCGGUGGACGACUAGCCUACGAAGUUGAGGUUCUACGAGGCGAGACAAUCGGGCUAUCAGAAACUCUAACUGAAGUCCUACGCGACGACAUAGCAAAGUUCGUCCCGGAACCCUCAACAGAAGACGGGCGCAAAACCGAACAAGCAGAAGAGGAUGCGCCAACGAAAGAAGACGAGUCAACAACAAAUCCAGACGACAAGAAAACACCCGUACCAACAGACCCAGAAUAUAUAACGAACCUCCGCAUACUGAGCCAAGUCCGAUCGCGCCUAGAAGACGUUGUACAGACCUUCGGCGACGCAAUGAGCUGGCCACUACCGCCAUCUGAGAUCUCAUUCUCAUCAUCCUUUAUCUCCGUCUCAGGACCAGACCUCGGCCCCGAAGGCCAAGACCGCGAAGAAAAGGGUCAAGAAAUGAUGAAGAAGUUACGCACAGAAGUGACCGAGCUGCUCGACAGCGAAGGCGGAGGAUACGCCGGACUGGAGGCUGCUAACCGCCGCGUUGAAGCCCUACGUACACUCGCGACUGUGUGGAAUACAUCGGCGGAGGAAAAAGCGCGUAAUCGGUUCGUGGAUAGCCUAGCGAAUAUCGUGGAGGAUCGACGACGCACCUUGGACCAACAAGAUCAGAACCGACAGAAGUCUAGGUCUGAGGCUCGGCGCGAUAGUGACAGUGGGGCACCAGCCGGUGGACUGUUCCGGAAUUUGCAGCGUCUAAGAGAGGAAAUCUACUUGGAAUGA
Molecule: messenger RNA, 1029 nt
Organism: Penicillium griseofulvum
Lineage: Eukaryota; Fungi; Ascomycota; Eurotiomycetes; Eurotiales; Aspergillaceae
Exons: 1
Coding region: 1-1029 (342 amino acids)
Source: RefSeq, a predicted model, not a curated record